Galleria mellonella (greater wax moth) is the source of this 2648-nucleotide messenger RNA. Its product is annotated as juvenile hormone esterase-like. The coding region runs from base 130 to 1791 and encodes 553 amino acids. The record is from RefSeq and is a predicted model, not a curated record. Lineage: Eukaryota; Metazoa; Arthropoda; Insecta; Lepidoptera; Pyralidae. The transcript is spliced from 3 exons.
GAGGUGACGCCUGUCGCAUAUUGUGGUAUCAAAUACGAUAACCACUUAUCAGUGUAUUUUAGUGGUUCGUGACAUUCAAACAUUCAUUAUUGACGGCUCGAGUAUCUAAUUUUAUACAGCUUUAUUAAAAUGGAUUCAUCUAAACGACCUGACUGUGUUAUACAAACAGCAGAUGGACCAGUUCGUGGUUGUGUGGAUGAUACAGGUGAACAAAUUUGUUAUAAAUUUAAAGGUAUACCAUACGGAAAACCACCUUUAGGACCAUUGCGAUUUUUGCCUCCAAUAGCUAACGAUCCGUGGAUUGAAGAAAUUGACUGCACACAAGAAACACCAUUACCUCUCAACGGUUGCGAAAAAUACACAAUGGGAUCGGAAGAUUGCCUUUACAUUGAGAUUUCGACACCAAAUCUAAAACCUUCUAAACCCUUACCAGUUAUAUUUUGGAUAAAUAGCGUUAAUUUUUCACAUUGGUUAACUGAUUUCUGGGAUCCAGUAACGAUUACCAAUCAGGGGGUCAUAUUUGUAACAUGUAGUUUUAGAAUUGGUCCUUUUGGAUUUCUUUCAUUUAAUGACUGCACAGCACCUGGUAACUGUGGAUUAAAAGAUAUUAUUCUAGCUUUAAAAUGGGUUCAAACAAACAUUAGUCGCUUUGGAGGCGAUCCUGAGAAUGUAACACUUUGUGGAAGUAAUAGUGGAGGAUCGAUAAUACAUCUCAUGAUGUUGUCACCAAUGGCGAAAGGUUUAUUUCACAAAGCUAUAAUACAAAGUGCUAGUGCUCUGAAUAAUUGGUCAUUGUCACUAAAUCCCUCCUUAGCGGCGACAGAACUUUGUCAACAAUUAGGAAUAACAAAAACCGAAAGACACGAAAUUAUUGAAGAAUUAAGGUUUUUACCUGACGUGGACAUUUUAGACGCGUUUAAUGAAUUAUAUUCUCGCUUAAAAAAUACACCUAAUAAUGAUAUUUUUGAUGCCGUUUUCAAACCAUGUAUAGAAGAUGAUUUUGAAGGUCAAGCUGCAUUUCUUACAAAAACUCCUCACACAAUAAUAAAAUCUGGAGAUUUUAAUAAAGUGCCAUUUAUAAUUGGAAGUAAUAACGCAGAAGCCAGUGUAAUAGACUACAUAAAAAAUGAUUAUUAUAGAAGUAAUUUAGAAAAAUACCAAGAUAAUAUCGGACUUCUAGUACCGAGAUCACUAUGUGUUGAAGAAACUAAAUCAAAAAUUGUGGGACGACAAAUUUUAAAUUUUUAUCUAGGAGAAUCUGAAAGUCUUACAGAAAAUACUAAAAGACAAUAUGUGCAAAUACUGAGCGAUUACUAUUUUCUAUAUUAUGUAAACAAAACAGUAAUACUACAUAGUCAAUAUUCCCAUGAAUGUCCAAUAUUUUAUUACAUACUUAAUUGCACUGGAGAGUGGGAAGUUCCGGAGCAAUUAAAUAUACUAAAUUCUUCUGGACACUUUACAGAAUUAGGAUUCAUAUUUCAAAUAAAAUCUGAUUCAAAGAUUUGUAAAGGCAGUCGCGAUUCUCAAAUCACGAGGAAGAGGGUGGUCAAAAUGUGGACCAACUUUGCCAAAUACGGAAAUCCAACCCCAAACCCCGACGAUUCAUUACUACAAGUCACUUGGGACCCCGUUGAAAAUAAGAAUCAACUACAUUAUAUCAAUAUAGGAACAGAAAUUACAAAAGGUAAAAAUCCAUUCUACGAAAGAAUGGCUUUUUGGGACAAAUUUUACAAGGACCAUGUGUUUUUAAAAGCUAACGCUUAUUUCAACGGCUUGGGUAUAGCAUGGUAGAAAUACGUUAAUAGAAGCCCUUUAAAUUGUAUAAACUUCUCUAACCUAAAAUAUUUAAAUCAAAUUCUAAAGUAAACAAAUGGCUUUGUCUGAAUCAUCAGAUUUCUAAAUCAAUUUACUAAAUGACAGCUAGUGAUAUCUAGUAAAGUACCUUCUUUCAAUAACAGUAAUAGUUAUACCUUAAUAGAUACAUAUAUAGAUAGUAGCUGAUGCAAAUAGUAUCAUACUUCUCAAAACUAAAAUCGGUUGAGCAGUUUCUGAAACUAAAAUUAGUUUGAACGAACGUCGUGACACGCAAUUUAUUAAGAUAGAACAUUUUACUAUAUUAUGUAAUCAAACAGUAAUUAUAUAAGAUCAUAUGUACUUGUUUAUUAUUUUAUUCUCAAAUACAGGGUAAAAACGAUAUAUGAUCUCAUCUUGUUCUUCUUAAUCUGUAGAAGAUAUUUUAAUAGUUCGUAAUGAUUCUAAAAGUGUAUAACUUUAAUAAUUGUUAAAUUGAUGAAGCUGAUAUUUGAUACUGUAAUUUACCUCUAAAAUGUUAAUGUUAUAUUAAGUCCCCAAUAACCAAAUCCAAUAACAAAUAACCAAUUGAUUAAUUACUGAACUAUUUCAUUUCAUUUUUCAUUUUGUAAUCUAGUGGCUAUAAACGCCCUCAAGAGUGAAAAUCAAAAUCUAACCGCAAUGGAAAACGGAGUACAUAGUUCCACAUCAUAAAGUAGGAUACUUAAAAAGUAUAUCUAAAUACCUAGUUAGGUACAAUGUUUCUUAUGAAUUCAUGACUGAUAAAUUUAACUAUAAGUAAAAUUCCUAAGAAGGUAUUGUUCGUUCAUUGUUCUAAUAAAUAUCUAACAUAAGUA